UUACUUGACAUGGCUGCCGAAGAAGCCGCAGCAGCUAAAAUAAUGGGAAAUAAGUAUAGGUCUUUCUUAUAUGGUGAAGGAGAGAAGAGUACUGAGUGGAGACAUGGAGGCCCUCCUGCAUUUGAUGAGGUCGACAAGCUAUUUGAAGAAGGCAGGACUAAGGAAUGGCCAAAAGGGUCACUGGAAGAAACAGUACAAAAUGCUUUGAAGUCAUGGGACAUGGAGUUCUCACACAAGACCCGCUUGAAGGAUUGCAAGACCAUUAACCCUGACAAGUUCAAGCUCUUCAUUAAUGGAAGAGAGGGAUUAACCGGGGAAGAAAUUCUUAGGCUUGGGACCUACAAUGCCUUAUUGAAGAACUCUCUGCCAAAGGAGUUCCAGUACUACAAACCAGAAGAAGAGACAUUUGAAUCAUCUCAUAAAGCUUUUCGAUCAACUUUUCCUCGUGGGUUUGCAUGGGAAGUGCUUGCUGUUUACACUGGACCUCCUGAAAUUGUUUUCAAGUUCAGGCACUGGGGUUUCUCUGAGGGACCCUUUAAAGGACAUGCUCCCACUGGAGAGAUGGUUCAAUUUUCUGGAUUGGCUACUCUCAAGGUUGACGAAUCUCUGAGGGCAGAAGAGGUGGAGCUCUACUACGAUCCGGCUGAGCUAUUUGGAGGCCUUCUAAAGGGACCACCCAUCUCUGAGUCCCACAUCGACCACGAAGCUAAUAAAAACUCAGGCGCUACUCAUGGCUGCCCAUUCUCCAGACAAAUAGUGGGAACAAAUUCAAACGAGUGAAGCAAACCAAACAAAAAGUUAAUAAGA
Corylus avellana is the source of this 807-nucleotide messenger RNA. RefSeq names its product pathogen-related protein-like. Lineage: Eukaryota; Viridiplantae; Streptophyta; Magnoliopsida; Fagales; Betulaceae. The record is from RefSeq and is a predicted model, not a curated record.